AUGACGCUGCUGGCCUCCGAGAGGUCACUCCUCAUCCGGAACAAGUUCCGCUCAGUGCUGCAGCUGAGGAUUCAGAACCGAAGGCAGAGUGAGAUCAAUGCAGACCCUGAGAAGACUGUGUGUGGUGCCCAGAGGCACAAGAAGGCUCGCCAGGUGCAGGACCUCACCGACAGGAUCCAACGUCUGCCCGUUCCUGUGCAGCAACAGCACGAACGCACAUUGCCUCUGGAGAACCGCUCGGCCUCCUUCCCUCUGCCCGCUGAUGUCUUCGAAGAUGACAUCUCCUCCUGCUCCUCUUCCACUUCCACCGAGCAGCAUGGUCUCCACCAAUCACCAGCCUUUUCUUCUUUACCAGGGCUCUCAGGCGACCAAUUAUUGAGGGAGUUAUCAGCUGUGGCUCCGCCCCUUAACCACAGCUCUGGUCAAUCUCAGUCUGGUUUGGCGAUGCUCGCGGCAACCGAGGGCAUCAGACAGCCGACAAGUGUUACACUGAGUGAAUCAAACUCCAUGGCAACCACUGGGAGACCAAACGGGAUGUAUGUGACCUCUCAGACCACACCCCUGCUGCCAAAGACAGCUCGGCCUCCCAGCCCCCCUGGCUCCUCCUCCCUACCACCUUCCCUCCACUUCAACCAUCUCCCUCGCCCGCGGAAACUGCGAGACACCAAACCCAAAAUGAGGACACUUACAUAUCACCAGUACAUUCCUCCAGAUCAGAGAGGAGGGUCUGGGACGGGAGGUACAGAUGUGAUGUUUGGCUUUCCAAAUUAUUCAAAAACACCUUUCAUUUGUCCUUUCCGUCUUGCUUUUCUGCAACAACAACAACAACAACAAAAGCUACAGCCACAACAAAAGCUACAGCCACAACAAAAGCUACAGCCACAACAACUCAUGGUUGUGCCCAGUGGAGAUCGCAAUAAUCUUGGGAAGUCCUCUGGAGCCAUGCCUUUGAAUCCCCAGCCUGUUCCUGCCACAACAAAUCAAACCCCUACAAACACAAACCCUACAUCCAAACCUGAGCCUCUUCCUGCAAAUCUUGUUGAUCUAACUGUGUCUGAGUUGCGGCAGCACCUGCGAAAGCGUGGCCUCCCCGUUUCCGGCACCAAGCCUACUUUGCUGCAGCGUCUCCGCCCCUUCCAACUCCCCCACACUUGCCCCACUCCUGCUCCCUUCAGCCAGCUCGGUACCAUCGUGGAGCCCCUCACCCCCUGCCUCCCGCUGCCACCAAGCCAGAGUCCCAGCUCAAGCUCCAGCUCUGGAUUAGACUCACCCAACAUGAGUCCAAACCAACAGAUGUACAACGCGGACAGGGGAAUUCCUAAUGGGAUACUCGGUGACGCUCCAAAUGGAGUUCUGAACACAGUGCUGAAUGGUUUCUCAGCAGGUGAAAAUUGUAGUCUUACCAACGCUGUCUUCCUGGCUCCUGCCAGCACAGCCUCAGGAACUCCAAGUCCCAGUCUACCCAUGUCAUCCUCUUCACCCCUGCAGUGCGGGACUUCAUGGAGAACUGAGAAUGAUCAGCAGCAGCAGGAGCUGAGUGUCGAGCUGGAGAUGAGGGAGAGGUUAAGGAGUAGGCCAAGGGACCGCUCCAAUAAAACCAGCAACAAGGAUACUGGAUCCUCGAAUGGCACGCAAGAACCAGAUGCACAGACAGAGGUGUUGUUUACACAGGUGUUUUGCUGCCAGCCCUGUGAUGUGAUUGGCCAGGAUUUUGAGCUGCCAGUGCAGAUCACAGCAAGUCCAGUUCAAACCUUGCUCGGUGUUCGCAGCUUGGAGGAAGAACUACAGGAGGCCAUUCAGAAAGCACAGAUGGACCCUCCGCAGUCCAUAGACGACAUUCUGGAUGAGCCUAUGACUUAUGUUGGCUCUGGCAGUGUCUCUGAUCAUAAAUCCUCUACCCAGUCAGUUCCCGGCCCCUCACCUCCUCCUCAAGCUGAUCAGUCCCAGGCCUCCCAGCAGCACAACAAAGAUGACAGCUUCCUGCCCUCACCUCUUUGCUCCUCUCUCCUGCUUGAACUCCCCCCAUCUCCAGCUUUAAUAAACCCCAGCCAGGUGAUUCCAGCUCCUCCCCCACCCCCCAUCUGCACCUCCCCUCUGUCGUCCACCAGGAAGUCACGAAAACGGCGAGCUCCGACACUGUUUGAUGCCGCUGACUGGCUCGAGACGAUGACAUCUGGCCUCCGCCCACUUACUCCACCGACGGCUCCGUUUGUUGAGUCAGACUUCAGUCUGGAUUCAGAUCUGAAUGUCAGUCGAGUGUUGGAUCUAAUGAUAGAGCAGUGGUGA
Molecule: messenger RNA, 2286 nt
Organism: Labrus bergylta (ballan wrasse)
Lineage: Eukaryota; Metazoa; Chordata; Actinopteri; Labriformes; Labridae
Source: RefSeq, a predicted model, not a curated record